This is a messenger RNA of Lottia gigantea (owl limpet), 1631 nucleotides long. RefSeq lists its product as hypothetical. The record is from RefSeq and is a predicted model, not a curated record. Lineage: Eukaryota; Metazoa; Mollusca; Gastropoda; Lottiidae. The transcript is spliced from 4 exons. Gene Ontology annotation, molecular function: DNA binding. Bases 48 to 1139 code for a protein of 363 amino acids.
AUCGUUUGAAUUAUUACUUUAUAUCGUGAUAUUGGACUAACAUUAAAAUGAAAUACACGGAUUAUUCCAUCGAGGCUAUACUCGGAUUUAACAGCAAACAAGAAAUCAGUAGAAAGACAGAAAUAAAAGAAGAGAUAAAUGAUGAUGAAAUAAUGAAAUAUUAUAACAGAGAGAAAUAUCCUAGUUUAGAUCAACUGGAACACAUAUCACUUCACCUACAUAUCAAAACUUCUACUCUUAAGGCCUGGUACCGAAAUCAGAGGCAGCAAGAUCGUAAAAGUCCACCUCGAAAUCAGAAAUGUUCUGUACCAAAAGCUCCAUCACAAGACCAGGGAUUGUCUCCACUUCAACCAAGUCCGAUAACUCCGUCUCAAGAACAAACGAAGACUCACUCUCACCCAAGAACGACAACUCCACCUCACCCAAGAGAGACAACUCAACAAAGUACAACGAGUCCUCACGUUACAUCAACAAGUCAACUCAGUUUGAACGACGGAAGUUAUCAUCCAUACUUUCAACUUAUCUCUGAGAAAAUAGGCAUUUCAACUCCACAGACAGAUGGAAACGUCAAAACAAGUCCAAGGAUCUCACCCAGUCAACAUGACCAUCGUACUGAUCAAUCUUCACCAAUUCUUCCUAAUCAAAGAUUUCAGAACCAAGCCUUUCCAGCGAUACCCACAAUUCCCCACGUUUUGCCAUUGCAUCUCCCUUUCCAUCACUAUUAUGGACCCUGUCCAGUUUCUAUAUCAUCCUCGUUAGACAAUAUGCAGCCUCUAGAUCUUUCUAAACCAGCCAGUCGAUCCAGUCCAGAGAACCAACGUAUCAAACAGUCCAAUAGUCCAGUGCAUCCUGACAGAGUAAAGACACACAGUCCAAAUAAUCGAGAACUGCCAGGUAGUCCCAAUCUACCAGAUAGUACACACAAAACUAGUCCAGAGCAUCAAGCUAGAACUAAGACAUCACCAGAGACCGUUAAUCAGGCAAAUACCAAGAUCAGAACCAAGUCAACCAAACCUCCUAAAGUUAGAUCUACACCAUCACCAAAGCUAAGCUUUGUCUUAUCGCCACCUGAGAAACAAUCUCAUUUUGGAAGUGGAUUGAGGCAGUUGGUCAUUGAAGGACGGUCGUUUUCACCUUGAACGUGGAUACCACUUCCGGUAAAGUUAUGCUCAUUUUGACACAAGAUACACGAACAUAGUUUGUUCCCAAGACAUUCUAUGACCUGCUGAUUGCAUUGAGCAUUUUAACUGACGUCGGGAUGUCCAUAAAGGAAUUUUUCAUUGUAUGAAGUACUCUGAUUUACAGUUGGACAGGAAAAUUGGCUAAGAACUGCAGUGCUAAAGGGGAAACGCCCAUAUUCUGUAGAUGUUUCGCUUGUCUGAAAUUUAAGUAGUCGGCGUCAUGUGGAUUCUCCGGUCUUGGACGAGGAUUCGCAGAGCAGACAAAAUGGGACUUGAUGAAAGAGGCUAAAAUGUAAUGUACCCGGACAGAUUUUGCUUGGACUUUAACAUCCAAGCUGGUAUCCAUCUAUCCAGUGCUAUAUGUAUAUUAUAUGACGUUGUUAUUAUUGUUAUAAAUCUAUUGAAAUUGUUGAUUUUAUUGUAAAUAGUAAAUAAACCAAUUGUAUAGUC